AUGUUCACGUUCGCUGGCAAAGCAAAUGCGUUUUACUCUUGUCCUUGGCUGUUCCCGGAAGUGUGCGCCUUUACGCCGAGACCUGGACCUCAUGUCCAAGCCUACGGCCCUCAUGUCCAAGCCUACGGCCCUCAUGUCCAAGCCUACGGCCCUCAUGUCCAAGCCGACGACCCUCAUGUCCAAGCCGACGGCCCUCUAGUCCAAGCCGACGGCCCUCGCUGCCCACCUGACGACUCUGCGCCGGACCCUCUGCUGCGUUGGCACGACCGCUUGGCCUCGCUCCGAGGGGGCCUCGGACGGCGGCCUCGGACGGCGUCGAGCGCGCGCAUGCACGACGGUCAUUCCGCUCCCAGCCUGCCUCGCCCUCGACCCGUACGUGCCCGGCAGCAGGUGCGCCGUUCGUCGAUGGUUCGCACCGCUGCCGUGCCUCAUGAUCGCCUCGGGCCCGCCUCGCGUGUGCGCUGGCGGUCAGCCAGAGGAAUGGCGGCGCGAGCGUCCUCGUCGUCGUCGACGCAAGCUGCCGCCCCCAAGGCGCUCCGAGCUCAUCCGCGCAGCGUGCAGGCCGUCGUCACCGCCCGCGCCCACCCCGCCGCCGCCGACUUCCAUCAGGGGAACGGCGUGGGCGGCAGAGGCGGAGAGGAGAGGUGGCCGAGGGGAGAGGCGGUCGAUGAAAGCGGCGUGGCGCACGUCGGACGGGCCAUCGCUCGUCUCGACGCCGUCGUCAGGCCUGUCCUCGGUCUCGUGGACGGCGUGAGGUGGAUGAAUCAGGAAGCCCCUCGUCGGGAGGCAACGUUUGCCCUGCGAGAGGACACGACCGAGCACGCGGCCGGCCUCGUCGCUGGACACCGCUCCUGGGUGCCCGUCACCCACUCGCAUGAGGCCGCCGAGCCCUUUCGCAUCGCACUCUGGCCAGCCGAGCGAAGCAUGGGCGACAACCGCCGGUCAUGUGACGGACGGCCUGUCACGACGAGCCGAGAGGGUGGGAGGGUGUUGCGGCCGCCUCAUCCCGCUCUCGGCCGCCGCAGCAUGUGCUGUCCCUGCGACGGCGGCGGCACCGAAACCGACACCGCGAGGCGAGCCAAGGCAAAGCAGAGCAGAGCGAGGCGAGGCGAGGAGACGCAUGAUGAAAACGGCGCCAUCUCAUUCGGCCUCCCUUCCCUUCCCUUCCCUUCCCUACCCUUCCACUCUCCCGGCAGGCCGGCUCAGGGCAGAGCACGCACUCCGUUUUGCCCUUCGGCCGUGCUGGCGUCGGCGGCAAGAAAUUUCGAGGCCUCCUCGUGA
This is a messenger RNA of Drechmeria coniospora, 1281 nucleotides long. RefSeq lists its product as uncharacterized. The coding region runs from base 1 to 1281 and encodes 426 amino acids. The record is from RefSeq and is a predicted model, not a curated record. The transcript has 3 exons. NCBI's taxonomy places the organism in Eukaryota, Fungi, Ascomycota, Sordariomycetes, Hypocreales, Ophiocordycipitaceae.